Messenger RNA from Girardinichthys multiradiatus, 1585 nucleotides. RefSeq names its product acireductone dioxygenase 1 (gene adi1). Gene Ontology annotation, molecular function: acireductone dioxygenase [iron(II)-requiring] activity. The transcript has 4 exons. The record is from RefSeq and is a predicted model, not a curated record. The coding region runs from base 132 to 677 and encodes 181 amino acids. NCBI's taxonomy places the organism in Eukaryota, Metazoa, Chordata, Actinopteri, Cyprinodontiformes, Goodeidae.
ACAACAUAACGUACAGCGUCAGUCACGUCGGUUUUAGGGCCAAACGCACAUUUGUCAGAUACCACAGAUUUAUAGAUUUAAUUUGAAGUUUAAAUUCAUUCCGAGUGAAAAGCGAGCUGGGAGUGUUUAAUAUGGGUUUAGAAGCCUGGUACAUGGACGGUUCGGACGAGGACCAGAGGAAGCCCCACAGGCUGAACCCGAAUCAGCCCGUUACCCUGGACGAGUUGAAGAAACUCGGAGUUUUCUACUGGAAAUUGAAUGCUGAUAUCUAUGAAUCAGAUCCAGAACUGGAGAAGAUCCGAAAAGACCAAGGCUACUCCUAUAUGGACAUUAUUACCAUUAAAAGGGACAGUCUACCCAACUAUGAGGAAAAGCUGAAGAUGUUCUAUGAGGAGCAUUUACACUUGGAUGAUGAGAUCCGUUAUAUCCUUGACGGGCAGGCCUACUUUGAUAUCCGGGACAAGGAGGACCAAUGGAUCCGGAUCGCCAUGGAAAAGGGAGACUUGAUCACCUUGCCGGCUGGAAUCUACCACCGCUUCACCCUGGAUGAGACGGACUACACCAAAGCCAUGCGGCUGUUCGUAGGGGAGCCGGUGUGGAAGGCCUACAACCGGCCGGCCGAUGACUUCGACAUCCGGCAUAAUUAUGUGGCUUCGCUGCAGGGAUCCCGAGAGUGAGCAGAUUCCCUCCGACUAAUACGCGGAAAUCACCUCCUCCAGUGGGUUCAUGAGAAGACUGAUGAGGAGAACGGACAGCUUAUGAACACAGAUUUUUCGUGGUGAUGAAUUAAAUCUUCUCCUGAAAGUUGAGGUGCACCGAUUGGAUUUUUCUGGCUUAUCACCGAUCUUUAAAAAGCCUGACCUCAGAUUUUGGGUGAUACAGAUUAUUAUUAUUUUUUUUAUAACUGACACUGGUGGUGUUAUAAGGUCACAAUUCACCUUUCAAAGUUCUAAUCUUAUUUUAUUGAAAAACACUGAACAAUACCCGUGAAACAAUACUAUUUUAACUGCACGAGGUAGUGCUUUAAAAUAUAAGUAUCACCAGAGGGGUCUGAAAAAUCGGUGGGAUGACUAUUGUUAACCUCGCACGUGCAGACGUGACCGGGUCGGCGGGCCUGUAAGUCAGCCCUCUCUCAUGGGAGAGCAAAAGGGGACAGUGGCUGAUUUCCAGACCUUUGCAGAGGUAGAUAAGAUCAGUUUCAUAUGUAAGUAUCGGCUGAUCGUGAUCACAUAAAAUUAAGAAAAUCAAGCUGAUCGAUCAGUGCACCCCUACUUGGAAGGCCUGAGAUUACUGACAAUUGUGCUUUAUAGUUUAAAACAUAAGAUGAUGCUUUUUAAGAGCUCACUUAUUAGCUUUUUUAGAUACUCUCUUUGCUUUUGAUUUUAAUAACUCUUCAUGAAUAUUUUAGGUCUAGGAGUUUGAAAUAAUUUUACUAAAAGCAUUCUUUCUUUCACUAAAAAUAAGAUGAGUGCCUUCACUUAUAAUAAAUAAACUGAGUCUAAUUUCCAAUUCCACACUCAGAAAAAAAGAUGUUUAUGACAGAUCAACAUAUGUUUUUAAUUGGAAAUAAAUCUGCUGCUAAUAA